Messenger RNA from Nylanderia fulva, 1194 nucleotides. Its product is annotated as odorant receptor 13a-like. The record is from RefSeq and is a predicted model, not a curated record. Gene Ontology annotation, molecular function: olfactory receptor activity; odorant binding. Gene Ontology annotation, cellular component: plasma membrane. NCBI's taxonomy places the organism in Eukaryota, Metazoa, Arthropoda, Insecta, Hymenoptera, Formicidae. Gene Ontology annotation, biological process: sensory perception of smell; detection of chemical stimulus involved in sensory perception of smell.
AUGGAUUUACCGAGCGAUAUUUUUCAGUCUCGUUUAUAUAGAGUUAAUCGUACGCUACUUUCGUUACUUGGACAGUGGCCUUUUCAAAAGGAAAGACAUAGGCGAGUUAUCUUUGUUACAGUGUCUUUUCUUGGUAUAACACAAGCCAUUACACAGGUGCUCGCUUUAAAAACAUUACAUGGUGAUAUUAACGCAACGCUUGAAUGUAUACCACCGCUAAUAAUAGAUGUCUGUUGCAUCGUUAAGCUGGCAAAUUUAUGGUGCAAUAUGGAAAAGAUGAAAAUGAUUCUUAUACAUAUACAAAGAGACUGGCAAUUGUGGGCUAUUGAAAGCGAAUACGAAAUUCUACUUAAAUUUGCAGAAACUGGAAGAAGUAUUACAGUCGGCUAUGCUGGUGGCAUGUACGUGUUUGGCUGUCUUUUCCCAGUUAUGGCAAUGAUUCCGAAGAUCGUUGGCAAAAAUGUAACUUCCGAAUAUUCAACGCGACCAGUGGGAUUUCCAUAUCAUGUCGAAUAUUUCAUAGACCUUAACACGUACUACUAUCCCGUUCUAAUUCAUAAUUAUAUAGUCACUGCUAUUCGACUUACUACUAUAGUCGCAUCCGAUACCUGCAUAGCUAUGCUGGUGCAACAUUGCUGCGCACUGUUCUCAAUCGUUAGAUAUCGAUUGGAGCAUAUACGAAAGUCUAUCAAACAGGAUAAAAAACUCGCUUUACUCGAGGAAGAUGAUAAGAUUUAUAAGAAUUUUACUUAUUGUAUUCGAAAACACGAAGAUGCACUACAAUUUGCGAGUAUUUUGGAAACUGUUUACACAAAACAAUUGUUCAUUGAAGUCGGCCUAAUUAUAGGAGCUAUGAGUAUGUCAGCUUUACAGGCGACCAAUGAGGUCCUUACUCCGCAUAUCGCAAUUAGACAUGCUGGCUAUAUAAUUGCUCAAUUAUUGCAUUUAUACAUUGUAUGCUGGUUAGGGCAAGAAGUCAUCGAUAAUAGCAGUAGUAUAUACACAUCAAUUUACCGAGGCGAAUGGUACGAAUCAUCACCGAAAUCUAGAAAACUUUUGAACGUGAUGAUGCUAAGAAGCAUUUCACCCUGCACCUUAACUGUUGGUAAAAUCAUGGUCCUUUCUCUUCCGAGUUUUAGUGCAGUUGUGCGUGCGUCUGCUUCAUAUUUCACCGUCUUUCAAUCCGUACAAUAA